Molecule: messenger RNA, 1146 nt
Organism: Oikopleura dioica
Lineage: Eukaryota; Metazoa; Chordata; Appendicularia; Copelata; Oikopleuridae
Source: the annotation of a GenBank genome assembly
AUGUCAGAAGAUCGAUUUUACCGGGCGAAAGGGCCGCAAAAUAGCCGUGAAAAGUCAAAUGACCUGGACAACCUGGCGGAGCAAUUCUCAAAGUUCUCCGUGGCAAAACCGCGAAAAGAAGAACAUCAGGAGCCAAAGAGUUACCAGCACGAUCACGAUCGAGAAGUUCGGCUUCAUCAUUCUGGAGAUUCCGGAUCUGCCAAGGACCAGAAUCACAACGACGAUUAUGAAAAGUACAGGCAUCAGUUCAAGAAUUCAAACAGAGGUCGUAGCGGAAAUCGCGGUCAACGAGGUCGUCUGCAAAACAACCACAUUCGCCAGAGCCACGAAGAUCAAGACCAAAAUCGUCAACAUCGAAAUCCUCGAAAUGAAAAUUGGAAGAAUCGAAUCCAGAACGGCGACCACGAUCACUCCUACAACGGCGAAAAUAGCCAAAACUACGAAAACAAGACGAAACAGAACAAAAGCGUCAAAAUGGUCAAGGGGCGAAAUACAGUCGACUUCAAGCCAAGCUACAAGCCGCCAGAUCUCCGAUUGGUCCCUGCUCCUGUUCACUGGACUUCCUACAAACGCCCUUACAACCAUAGGGAUGUCGUCGUUGUAAAUGGCCUAUUCGGGGAUGAAAACGACAUGUCCAUUUACAAUAGUCUACUUGAUGAGAUUCAAAACUCCGGCAUCGAUCAAGAUAAACUACUUGUUAAAUGGCACAACGACUCCCACUUGAUCGCCGAUGAUAAACAAGGAAAUUGGAAGAAGAGGUGUCCCACCUUCCUCAAAGUUGUGAAGAAAAUGACAGAGUACUUCAAAAUGGACGUGAAAGCGACGCGCUUCAACUGGUACAGAAAUUCGAGCGAGUGGAAACCGUUUCACCACGAUGCAGCUGCUGUAAAGGCGGACAAGGCGAAGACGCAGAACCUCACCAUUGCAGUCAGCUUCGGCAUGGAGCGCGAAGCUGCCUUUGAACACGCCAAGACAAAAACGACGAUCUCCGUGCCCCAGUACAACGGCACCAUCUACACCUUCGGCAAAGAAGUGAAUGUCGAAUGGCGCCACGGAAUCCCGGCAGUCCACCCGAACAAUUUCAAAGACGAAGGGCGCAUUUCAAUCAUCGCCUGGGGUUGGAUUGACGAUAUGAUCGAAGACUAA